CCUUCUUUCACCGACCAGCACCAACAUCGUCGACUCUCCAGCACCAACGUACGCAGAGCUUCGAUGCCCGGACCAUCGCAUUUACUGCGGAAGAGACCGUUGGAAAUCAUGGUGCCGGAAUCCCAUAAAGCCUCCCCGAGAGGCACCCUUGGAAUCAAUCUACCCCAAGAAAAUACGUAACAAUCAACAGCCAAGAACCCCAAAAUGACCAGCGCUGACCAGAUCCACCAUCUUUCGACUUGGGACAAUGUCGCUCCUCGCACAUACACCGGUCGGGUGAUCUGCUUCCCACUUGAUGACGAUGCUCGCAAGAAUCAGUCGGAGAGUGCCAAAAUUCUCUUGAACUGUCUGCGGAGCAAUCUCGAUGUCCUUGUGAAAGAAAGACCCGACUUUGCUGGAAAACUCCAGCUCGGAGCAAACUUGACACCCAACGAGAAGCACGGGAACGUCUACCUCCUCACGUCAUCCAACUUUCGGAUCUAUCUGAGGCCCAAGUACCCGAAGGAGCUCGAGUCCAUCUAUGGGACAGUCACUGCUCGAAAUGGCACAGAGAAUGUAAAGGCAAGGGGAAUCAACUUCGACGAGAACUUCACCGACUACGACACUCUUAAGCGUUCCAAAUUCCCUGUUAGACCAUUCAUCAACGCGGACUUGACCACCGACCUGAUGCUUGAGGAAGGAAAGCCCCCCAUCCCGGUUGUGGAGGUCGAGGUUAUCUUCCUCAACGGCGGCUUCUUCUUCAACCUCCUCAUCCACCACACCUACUUCGACGGCAAGGCGUACCACAAGUUCCUAGAAUGCUUCGCCGCCUGCACUCGCAGAGACAAAGUGCCCCAAUUCCCCUGCAGCCCCAUGGUCAAGCUUCCUUACGAGCAGGACCAGUCCCUCGCCGACAAGAAGUUCGAGGACAUCCUCCCCCUGUGUUCCGAGUUCAAGACCUGGCCAAACAACGAUCUCAAAGGUCCAACCCAGCCCAUCCAGCCCGAUAUCCCCAAUAGCGAGAGACCUCAGUCCUUCAAAAACGACAGCAAAAUCUUCAUCUUCAACUUCUCCAAGCUCAAAUCCCUCAGCCUCGAGCUCGCCCACCUCCUCCCCAGGGGCAACAAAACCACCCCUCCGCCAUCCGCCUACACAACCCUCUGCGCCCUCCUCUGGGCACACACCCUUGUCGCCCGCGAAGCCAUGCUUAACAACAACUCAUGCGACCCCAGCGAACGCGCCAUCCACACCCACUUCUCCUCGCACCCUCCCUUCUUCUCUACCCCCGUCGACUGGACCAGCACCAAGCUUCUCCAAAAGUAUCCCGACCUCGCGGCCCUUUCAUACUUCGGCAACACCGUCACCUGGGCCAUCACCACUCUCCCCGACAAAUCUCUUUUGCAUAGCAUCGCUUCGGGAAACAAGACCUCCCUCGCCCAAGUCGCUGGCGCCAUCAGCCUUUCCAUCUCCCGCGUCGACCCCUCCUUCCUCUACACGCGCGAAGCUUUGUUUAACGCAGUCCCCGAUCUGCGCCAGCUCGGUCUCCCGUGGGAUAGCCGGAUGCCGGCGGAGUGGGGGAUGAAUAGCUGGGCGGAUUUCGGCGCGGAUGUGGAGUGGUCGUUGCCUGGUGUUGCGAAGAGUCCUGACUUGAGUAAGGGGACGCUGGCGGACGCGCAGAGACGGGUGCAGAAAGAGGUGGGAGGGUCCGGGGGAUUGAUUUUGCCGGCGAAGAGGACGAGGCCGGAGAGUUGGGAGUGUCAGUUUAGUUUGCCGGAGGGGGCAAUGAGGGCGUUGGAGGGGGAUGAGGUGUUUGGGGGGUAUUGGGAAGGGGUGGUUGGUGAUGAGCCGGUGUUCGAGUGAUGGGAGUGAUUGGAAUUUUGUCAUUAUUCGAGCAGUUUUUCUCUGCGGUGUUGGAUCACCUGCGGACGGGAGUUAUCAUGGAAACGAACAGAGAUGAUGGCAUCAACAGAAGCAGGUAUCGGGCGCACUGAUGCCAUGGGAUAUGGAGGGAAAGGGUAUUGGACUCACUUCUGUCACCCAUUUGAGAACGUGGAAUGGAAGGCGCAAAUGUCGGAAGGCGUUCAUGGUGAUACGCCCAGGUUUUGCAUGUUGAGGUUUACAAGGGCGGUUAGGAACGCAGUUCACGGAAUAGGUUGACAGAUAGCAUAGUACGAGAAUCAAAGAAUAG
Molecule: messenger RNA, 2167 nt
Organism: Neurospora tetraspora
Lineage: Eukaryota; Fungi; Ascomycota; Sordariomycetes; Sordariales; Sordariaceae
Exons: 1
Coding region: 205-1839 (544 amino acids)
Biological process (GO): secondary metabolite biosynthetic process
Molecular function (GO): acyltransferase activity, transferring groups other than amino-acyl groups
Source: RefSeq, a predicted model, not a curated record